Messenger RNA from Oncorhynchus keta (chum salmon), 1802 nucleotides. RefSeq names its product gastrula zinc finger protein XlCGF17.1-like. Bases 13 to 1173 code for a protein of 386 amino acids. Gene Ontology annotation, biological process: central nervous system development; regulation of transcription by RNA polymerase II. The transcript has 2 exons. Gene Ontology annotation, molecular function: DNA-binding transcription factor activity, RNA polymerase II-specific; RNA polymerase II cis-regulatory region sequence-specific DNA binding. The record is from RefSeq and is a predicted model, not a curated record. Gene Ontology annotation, cellular component: nucleus. NCBI's taxonomy places the organism in Eukaryota, Metazoa, Chordata, Actinopteri, Salmoniformes, Salmonidae.
CGACUUCAGUACAUGCCUCAUAGCUCCAGUCUCAAACUUAACCACGUUCCUGCUGAAGAAGAGACGGUCGUCUGGAUGGAGAAAGAAGCUCUCGUGAUAGAGGUGGAGGAAGAGGAGGCUGUUACAAUACAAAAACAAGUAGAGGUUGAGGCUGUUACUGUGAAAGAAGAGAAAGACGUCUCAGUUAAAGAAGAGGGAGACUCGUUCAGAGUUAAUAAAGAGGGGGACGACGACGUUUCAGUGAACGAAGAGGAGGGGGAGGUGACUGUCACAUCGGAAAAUGAAGAAGAGGAGGAAACUGGAUAUCUCGGCCCGGUUUCCCAAGCGCAUCUUAAGGCGUCCGAUGGUUCUAACGAUGACGCGGACCUGAUUAACACUAGAGAGAGACCUGACUAUCGUGGAUCCUCUGGGGGGCCUCAACAACCUCAUGAUGCUGACGAGGCAGCGGAGAGUCUCUCCACUUCAAAACCCCUCAGGAAACACCAGCAGAGACCCACAGGGAAGAAAUCUCAUUGCUGCUCUGACUGUGGGAAAGGUUGCAAAUCUCCAUCAGAACUUAAAAUACACCAGAGAACACACACAGGAGAGAAACCUUAUAGCUGUGGUCAAUGUGGGAGGACUUUUACUACAUCUAGCGGUCUGACAGUACACCAGAGAACACACACAGGAGAGAAACCUUACAGCUGUGAUCAAUGUGGGAGGACUUUUACUACAUCUAGCGGUCUGACAUUACACCAGAGAACACACACAGGAGAGAAACCGUACAGCUGUGAUCAAUGUGGGAGGAGUUUUGUUCAAUCUAGCCAUCUGACUUCACACCAGAGAACACACACAGGGGAGAAACCUUAUAGCUGUGAUCAAUGUGGGAGGACUUUUACUACAUCUAGCGGUCUGACAUUACACCAGAGAACACACACAGGAGAGAAACCUUUUAGCUGUGAUCAAUGUGGGAGGAGUUUUUCUGGAUCAAGCAAUCUGAUUCGACACCAGAGAACACACACAGGAGAGAAAUCUUAUAGCUGUGAUCAAUGUGGGAGGAGUUUUGUUCAAUCUAGCAAUCUGGCAGUACACCAGAGAACACACACAGGAGAGAAACCUUAUAGCUGUGAUCAAUGUGGGAAGAGAUACAAUGAUAAAAGAUCUCUGAUCAAACAUCAGAAAAUACAUACAUGAAGAAGUUUCAGGAUAUCAAUGAAAUAAUGUCACAAUGUAAAAUGUUUUAACAUUGUAGUAGGAGUAUUUUAAUGAUGUCACAAUGUAGAAUGUUUUAACAUUGUAGUAGGAGUAUUUUAAUGAUGUCACAAUGUAGAAUAUUUUAACAUUGUAGUAGGAGUAUUUUAAUGAUGUUCUACCUUAUCGUUUACCCUGUUCAAGUAAGUCGCUCUGGAUAAGAGCGUCUGCUAAAUGACUUAAAUGUAAUGUAAUGAUAUGGAUAUUGUAACAUUGUAGUAGGAGUAUUUUAAUGAUUUAAUGAUUUUAAUUCUACCUUAUCGUUUACCCUGUUCAAUUGAUUGCAGCAUGAUAUGGAUAUUAACCUCAGGGGAAAAUCCAGGCUCUGAAUUGAAAUGUUAUUUAACAAAAAGUGACUAACAAAAAAAGACCUGUGUUACACUUACUGUGUUGGUGACGCACUUUAAUCAAAAUGCAGCACUUCAACAUGUAGCCAGCGGUUUUCUACUAGUUGAAAAAGCUGCUUGUUAAAAAAAAUACAUGUAAUAUAAAAAUUGUCGCAGAUGUUUGUAUUUUCACACAUGAAAGCAGUAUAAUAAAUUGGUCUAUAAUCAAUUUUGUUAACAAUCUGA